AGCGGGAGACGGUUUCCGAGGAGCCCGGUAUAAAGCGGCCGCUGGUGCCCGGUGUCGCCCGCCGCGCUCGUGCCGCCGUGAGUGACCUCACCCUUCCCUCCUUCUUCCUCCUCCUUUCCCUUCCCCCCCUCCCCCCACCCUCCCCGCGGCCGCCACCGCCGCCUCCCCCCCCCCCCCCCCCCCGCCGCACGGAGCAGGUCCCGGGUGCAGGGGGAGACCCGGGGGCAGAUUAAUCAGCCACUCGAUGGGGAUUAACAGUGGAGCACCUCUUUGUGUCGCCUUUCCACCCCUCUGUAGCAAGAAUAACAACUUCAGCACUUCUUCAAUAAUAAUUAUGAAACUGGUAUUAACUGAAUGGCAAUUAUGGAUUUUUAACUCUAACUCACAGUAAACCAGCAAGCCAUAUGUUGAAAUUCCUACCAAAUAGCUUUUCAUUCUUAAUGUCUCGUAUCUAUACAAGAAGUUGCAAGAUACCUGUUUGUACAAGAGGAAUAUAAGCAUUACUUGCCUGAGGAACAGAAGCUGAAAGAGAAGACACCUUAACUUGUUCGUGGAGUUAUGGUAGUAUUAUUUAUAUAGAUAUAACAAAUAUAUAUAUUUUUUAUGGUAAUGAAAAUGGCUCCCCAGAAUGCUGACUCGGAAUCUAUGCAAGUUCAAGAUCUACCUGUGGUACAGCUUCAGAAAACAGAAAACAAGGAGAAUGAAAGUGGGGAGGAGACCAUUAGUGAAGGAUCCAUAGACCGGAUACCAAUACGCCUGUGGGUGAUGCAUGGUGCAGUAAUGUUUGGCAGGGAAUUUUGUUACGCCAUGGAGACAGCUUUGGUAACACCUGUAUUGUUACAGAUUGGUCUUCCUGAACAAUACUACAGCCUCACUUGGUUCCUUAGCCCUAUCCUGGGCUUGAUCUUCACUCCACUUAUAGGUUCGGCUAGUGACCGCUGCACGCUGAGCUGGGGCCGCCGGCGGCCUUUUAUUCUUGCUCUCUGCAUUGGUGUCCUCUUUGGAGUUGCACUUUUCCUUAAUGGGUCUGUUAUAGGUCUGGCUAUCGGCGAUGUCCCGGACAAGCAGCCCAUCGGCAUAGUUCUCACAGUGCUUGGUGUUGUGGUGUUGGACUUCUGCGCUGAUGCAACAGAAGGGCCAAUUCGGGCCUACUUGUUGGAUGUGGUUGACAGCGAAGAGCAAGACAUGGCCCUUAACAUCCAUGCCUUUUCAGCUGGUCUUGGAGGAGCAAUAGGUUAUAUGUUAGGAGGGCUGGACUGGACGCAGACCUUCUUGGGUGAUAUUUUUAAAUCUCAAGAGCAAGUCCUUUUCUUCUUUGCAGCUAUUAUUUUCUCUGUCUCCGUCGCUCUCCAUCUUUUUAGCAUCGAAGAAGAGCAAUAUAACCCUCAGCAGGACAGGAUUGAUGAGGAAGGAGACACACUUUCCAGUGUCAAAUUGAGUGGUAGUCUCCCCCCUCUGAAUCGACUGAAUGUCAUUAGUGAGGAAGAGCCGUAUGGAGCCUCUCUGUUCCACGACGAGGUUCAGUCAGAGCAUGAUCUCAGUAUGGAGUUCCUCGAGGUCAACAUUGUAAGAAGUAAAAGCGACUCGGUUCUGCACAUGCCUGAUGCUACCUUGGAAAUUGAAUCGGAGCUGCUUUUCCUGCAUGACAUCGAACCCUCCAUUUUUCAGGAUGCUUCAUAUCCAAAUACUCCCCACAACACAAGCCAGGAGAUCAUGAAGUCCAAACUUAACCACCUGUCCGCUUUCCUCAGGGACAAUGAGAAAGAGGAGGAAAUGUUGCUCGAUAAUCGCUUAAACGAAGAUAAAGUCCCAAACGUGAAUGGCUCGCUACCGAAAGAGUUCCUCAAUGGCCACGCUAGGAUAGGCAUGAAGCAAUCGAGUACUUCAAACUCCAUGCGAAGGCGGAGGCACAUGUUCUACCGACAGCCCUCUUACACCUUCUCCUACUACGGCAAAAUAGGCUCGCACCGUUACCGUUUUCGUCGGGCCAACGCCAUCAUCUUGAUAAAGUCCUCGCGCAGCAUGAACGAUAUCUACGACAUGCAGAAGCGUCAGCGACAGAGGUACAGACACAGGAAUCAGAGCGGCGCGACAAAUUCCAGCGGAGACACGGAGAGCGAAGAGGGGGAAACCGAAACCACUGUCAGGCUCUUGUGGUUGUCGAUGCUAAAGAUGCCAAAGGAGCUGCUGCGACUGUGCGCCUGUCACCUCUUAACUUGGUUUUCGAUCAUUGCUGAAGCCGUGUUCUAUACAGAUUUCAUGGGACAGGUCAUCUUCCAGGGCGAUCCAAAGGCCCCCUCGAACUCAACUGAGUUACAUGCCUAUAAUGCUGGCGUUCAGAUGGGGUGCUGGGGACUGGUAAUUUAUGCUGCUACUGCUGCCGUUUGCUCAGCCUUGUUGCAGAAAUACUUGGACAACUAUGACCUUAGUAUAAAAGUGAUCUACAUCCUGGGCACGCUGGGUUUUUCUCUUGGCACUGCAGUGAUGGCUAUGUUCCCCAACGUGUACGUCACCAUGAUCAUGAUCAGCACUAUGGGAAUAGUCUCUAUGAGUAUCUCCUACUGCCCCUAUGCGCUUUUGGGACAAUACCAUGAUAUAAAACAGUACAUUCACCACAGCCCGGGGAGCUCAAAGCGAGGAUUUGGCAUAGACUGUGCUAUUCUGUCAUGUCAGGUUUACAUCUCGCAGAUCCUGGUGGCCUCUGCGCUCGGCGGCGUGGUGGAUGUGGUUGGCACGGUCAGAGUCAUUCCUGUGGUGGCUUCAGUGGGAUCCUUCCUGGGCUUUUUGACAGCCACCUUCUUGGUGAUUUACCCCGAAGUCAACGAAGAGCCAAAGGAAGACCAGAAAGGACCAGGUCCUCCAGAGACAGCUGAGGGCAACGGCACGAGCGCAGAGAAGCCAACUGUGCUGAAGCUCACGCGCAAAGGAGCUGCUGCGUCGGAGCUGGAGAGCGAGUCAGCCGUUUGAGGCCACCGCUUCCUACUCACCCACAUUCCAGGGAGUGCAGGUGCAGGAUCAAGAACUUGUUGUUUUGGUUUGGUUUGUUGUUUUUUUUUUGUUUUGUUUUUUUUUUUUCUUUCCCAGGAAAACAAAUUAGGAUCUUCACUACUUGUAGCUAAAAUUGCAGAAGAAAAGGCAGUUUCGUGCAAAAAUGUAAAUUAAAUUCUGUAGUCCUUAAUAUAGGUUUGAACAGGUAGCUAUGAUGCUAAUUGCUUUCUCUACAACUUAGAAACAUCAUUUCUGAACACUUUUUUAUUAAGAAUACAUUUAGAUUUCAAAUAAGUUUUAUUAAUCUGCAUGAGACUCACAGUGUAUGCAAUUAGCAGUUAGAAAAAUUAAGUUUUCGGCUGUUUUUAAACUAACUGAAAAUGGAAGCUCUCUCGACUUAUAGUCUCUUGCUAUUUUUUUGUCUGAACAUUUCAGAUUUCACUAGUGUAAUAGCUGAAUCAAAUGCUUAGACAUGUUGAUCAAUUUUAUUUCAUGAGCAUGAUAUUACUGGUCUAACAGCUACAGUUCUUCAAUGUUAAUUUUAGACUUCAUGUUUUUGUUAGUGCAAUUACUACAGAAUAGUUUUAUUUACAGUUACUUUCAAGAAAAACAAAAGCAAUUACUGCAGUUUCUAAGAAACUGCUGGGAAUCUUUUUAGUCAUACUGUUCAACAACUACUCCCAAGUCUGCUGCUUGUCAGGAGAGGGUGACGUUAAGCGCAGGAUGUGAACUGCAGGUGGAAGGAGCAGCAACUGGGAGAGGUGACCAGCACUGACAGGUUUUUAUCACAAGUGCUGAAUUUGAUGAAUGUCGUUGGAAUACGCUGUGACAAUUUUUAGCUGGGAAUUUUGCAUGCUGGUGAACUCGGGGGGGGGGGUUUGGUGGCGUUUAAACCUGAUCAUCUCUGGAUGAAGCUGCCCUGGAGAAAGGGCAUCUCUGGGGUCAGUUUCGCGGGAGGGGGGCGUGCAGAUUCUCUUCCGUAGGGAAAGGAAGUCAUUGAUUAAUUGCACUUUUUAUGGUCCUUUCACCUCCUGGCUGUGAACGCAGCGGCCAAGGUGAAGGCAUGGUGUCAGUACAACAAGGUAAACCGAAGGCCUACCUCCAUCAUUUUGUGGCAUAGUCUGGGUGUAUAAAAAUCCGUGUCAGAAACAGUUUUUUAGGCCUUAAAACUCAAUCCAUUAGCGUGUGUUGCUGUUCCAGUCCCUGUGUUGGAGGAAUUGUAGGCUGGAGCUCUGCCGAGCUGCUGUACCGAUGUCGUCAGCGCAACCUCCACGCCCCCUUCCUUGAUUCAGGACAUAGCUGUAGUGCAAAGACAUUUUUCUGUGAAGAGCUUGAAAGAGUUGUGCUAAUCUGACUUAAACUAGUGUUUGGAUCGCUAGCAGCGUGCCCCAGUCCAGGGGCAGCCAAAGCUCAGAGAUCCAGCAGCCAUCUAAAGCAACUUCAGAAACCGAACUUCCGUUCGUCGUCUUAUAAGAAGUGUUUGUGAUGCUUAUUUACUCAUUUUCGCAUGGACCUCCAGGCUGCAGUCGAUCCGUGUGCUAAACAGACAAAUCACAGCUCGUUGUAAGAUUUCUGCUGCCUCAAACUUCUCAUACUACAGUACUUUAAAAUGCAUGUGUAAAUCAUGCUGCAAUAUAGUCGUUCAAAAGAAGAAUAUAUAUUUCAAAAUGAAAAGCAGUUUUUAAUAAAUUACUUGAAUUGUCAAUGUAUUUAAGAAAUGUAUGUUUUGGUGUAUUUGGAGUUGACACGCAGUGUUGGCGGGUGCCUGGUGGCACGUGUGGGUUGCUUAGCUGGAAGCUUUCAGUCGGUGUCGAUGUCCUGUGCUCUCAAGGGUGACAGUGUUGGUUUCAGGCUGGCGAAAUCGCCGGGCACUGAAGUACAUAUAAUUGCACAGGACUGAGGCUGUGGGUUUUUUUUUCAAGUGUCUUGAGAAAGUCUUUUUUUUCUUUAAGGUGAAUAUUUUUUUUUUUAUUUAGAACACGUACUGUGAACUGUGUUCAGACAGGGGAAUAAUACUACUGAAGAAUAUGAGACCUUAUUGAAGAAAUCAGUUGUGAGAAAUACUUUUAACUGAACUUCUGCCAUGAAUUUUAUCAUCUCAAUUACAUUUAAUAUAUUCUGGUGAUGUUCAUAUAUAACAGAGAUGAGUUGUAUUUCACUCUAUAACUGGCAUUCAUGUAAAAUACACACUGAGUUAGACUUUUUUAAAGUGGCUUUAAUAUUUUAUCUUUGAAGCUCCUUGAAGAUUCUGGUUUUGGUUAAACAAACACUGUCAAAUACUCCUUACUUUACUCUCUAUUUCUGGAAAGGUUCUUCUAUGGUUUAAAAAUCUGCAUCUUCCGGCCGGUGCCAGCCACAAUUACCGUUUUGCCCCCGAGUUUCACGGAUCGGUGUGGUUUCAAGUCACCGUUACUCCACAUUGCACCUUCAUGGCCAAGAUUUUUUUCAAAGCACCAUCGAGCUGACCAAGGUCUGGCUGCAGGGAGGGAGAAGCUGAAGCUCCCUCGCGCUUCACAGCCAACAGAGGGAGCGUGAAACCAUUUGGGGGGGUGAGCUCACACUCGUUUAUUGAGCUUUCGAAGUCAUGGGAAGGGUGAGGAGGGGGAGGAAGGAUGUUUCGAACCCGGAGGGUUUCAAUCAAAGGCAGGGCAGGUCCAGUUUUGUCCCAGCCAGCAUUUGGCACGGCCUCGUUUCUAAGAAUUGGACAUUCAAAUCCAUAUUUGGGGUUGUUUAUGGGGCUGUUUAAUUACCAUUUGUGAUGCAUGAAUAUGCACGGUGCCUUGUAGCAGGAAGCUCUAUUUCACUCCCCUGUAAAGCUGAAGGAAAUAAUCACCCAUUGUAAAUGCUCUGAAGUAUUUGUAGUAUUGCCAGAAGAAUAAACUUGGGGAAGCCCCAGCCAAAAUAUCUCCUCCUGUACCUUGGCCAGCUGUGAAACCUCCGCGCUGGCUUCGCUGUGUCCCGACACCUUCCAUAGUAAUGCUUUUUCUUGAAUUUGAGAGAGUUUUCUUCUUAGCCCUGGCACUUCUCAGGGUAGAGUGGGCACUGAUUGAUUUCUUUAUGUGUCCCUUACCUUAUCUUUUAGAUACAGAUUUUUUUUAUUUUUUUUUGGGGGGGGGGGGGGGGUGUCAUGAUUAAAAGCUAAAGUAGUAAGAUUUUAUGUGUUUAUUGCAGAAGUUGUGGGAAGAGAAGAGUUGAAGGGGCUUUAUUUUAUUCCUGGUGACAAUAAGCAUAAUUUUUUGUUUGUGGUAUUACUGUAUAGUGAAACUCAUCCCAUGUGCUCCUCCUCUUUGGACCUUUGCUGCAGUAGGCUUUAAGGUUUAGUGGUUUCGUUCUGUGUUGCUCUGUACUGUAACCUAUUUUAACAUAUUCUGCUGCAGUCCUGGUGACAUGUAACACCUCGGACACGAGACAUCGUUAAUGCUCAGAUUCUUGAGUGCUGUAGUCAGUAAGCUGCACGUCUAGAAGUAUUUCACAUGAGAGCAGAGAAGCUCAAACUUGAACUGCUCGGCAAGGCGUGAUGUGGCUUUUGCACCGUUGGGUUAUUGCAAGAGUCCAGUCAGAUCUGCGCUAUUCAUGGAUGGCAAUUUCAGACUCCAGAAGCAAUAAUUUCUUAGGAAUGUGUCUCUUCCUGCUGGUUAGAUGACUUUCAUAGAGAUUUAUUACCUAAAUAGCCUUUUAAUAACGUGAAUCUGGUCCUUUGCUAGCGCUGGCAGUAAGCAGUUAUGGAAAGAUGUGGGUUGUUCAUCAUCAGAAAGGGAGGAAGCCAGUAAAUCCACCGGAGGUUAGUGCUCACUGGAACACACGGUGUCCUUCCCCCUUCCACUUGAAGCCUUUUUCUAGAUGAUGAAAUAUUCCCGGCACAGCGGGCUGCAAAGGGGGCAGCUGCAAAUUCAGCCUCCAGGUUUUCUUGCCGGUGCCAACGCUGGCCUGCGGUCCCUGGGAUGAAACAGGCUUGCGUGAGGUUUCCCACGGAGGCGUGGGGGCGAGGGCUGAGCCUUUCUCAUCCCUCUUCCAUCUGAUCCAAAUCCCCUGCUGCCCCCCCCCCCCCAGCACUUGGAACGACAGCGCCAACAACAGUGAUUAUUGCCGGGUACCUCACCAAAAACCUCCAUCCCAUCGUUAGAAAUGCAUCCGGCUUGGGGUGCGCGUGGCCUUCCGCCAGCGUCCACCGGUAAAGGCAGGAUUUUCACGGCUCCCAGCGGGGUCUUGUGGCCACGUGGGCCGAGGUCGUGUUUCUGAGUAAAAGUGGAGAAAGUCACAGUUUGUUCCCGGGAGAGCUCCCUCCGCACCAGCCGGGCGCCGCAGGGCUCAGCGUUUGUUCUCGGCGGUCACUCACAUUUUCAAUAAUUUUGCGUGGACCCGGAGCCGGGUUGCGCGACGCUCCGUUGUUCAGUCCCCGAGAGUUUGGGGGUUUUUGAGGUGCGCGUGGGUGUGUCUGUGUACCUGUGUGUAUAUACAUUUCUAUACACACUGCUCGGGCCAAAAGAUCUUUGGUGGUUGUGUGCUCGUCCUCACUGUACUCAACAGUGUUUUCAACUUGAGUUCUUCCAGGUUUCCCUCAUCCUAGUCCGAUGCAAGACGAGCUCAGCUAUAAAUAUGUAUCCUAUUUAAAUGAAAAAGUAAACUCCUGCAUGAUAUUCCAAGCACAUGUAGCAGCUUCGGCAUCUGAAGUAUCUAUUGUGAAAGAGAAGUUGGUUUUCUUUGCAGCUGUUUUGUCCUUGUUUCCUUUUAAUAGGCCAAAUAAAUGUAACGAACACCAAAUGUUGCACAGAAAAGUUAUUAAUGACUGUGUAGAAGAAAUACCAAAUUUUAUUUUUCUUUGCAGAAACUUUAUGGUUACAGAGAGUCCUCUAGCUGUUAUUCUUCCUUAAACGACAAAGCUGAACGUUUGUAAAGUGUGUUGAAAAUGGUCAUUUUUAAAAAGUGGAGCUACCCAAAGUUUUCUGUUCCUCAUGUUGCAUCCAGAACAAGCCAUUGGCAGAGGCGAGCUGCAGAAGCUCAAAUACCUGCUGGGGUUUUGAUUUCGAGGCUCAGCAGCCCGGACGGUUAGGAAGUUGUGUUCCAUAAGGACAGCAAGGCUCAGUUGCCUUUUCACCCUGUGGCACUAACAUCUGCCGGGGCCUGCUCGUUAAGAUGUUUCAGGUUUUUUUCCUGUCAUUUAAAUUAAGAUCACCCGGAAAAACAAAAAAAAAAAAAAAAACCAAACGAUUUGGUUUGGUUCCUCAGCCCCAGCAGCCCUGCGGCUCACCCCGCCUUCCCUGGCCCCGGGGGGUGCCCCGGAGGGACAGGUACCUCCCCCCCCCCCAGAGAGCGCCUGCUAAACUGAAAAAAAGGCUUUCGAUGCCCUUGUGACCUGCUAAAACUUUAGCAAAAGUUUCAAUUUGACAUACUCUGAUAUUUUUUUUUUUUCUUAAAUUUUGAAGCUGGGGGUGACGCCCCAGGAGCAUUUAGCCAAAGGAGGCAUCGCCUUAUUUAGUCUGCACCUAUUCAAUCCUUAGUGAUAGCCAGAAUGGAGUGAAUAGCCCCAAAAACCAGAAGUACUUUUUUCUCAACAAAUUCGGCAGUUCCUAAAUUUUUUUUUUUUUUUUUUUUUCUGAUGUAACAUGAACACCAAGCCCUUUUGGUAGCCAAAUGACCAGCUUAUUUUAAAUGCCUCAUAUUAAUAGAAAGCUGCAUAUAGGCAUCUCAUAGUGAGGAAAAAAAAAAAAAAAAGGAAAAAAAAAAAGAGAAUAUUUAGUUCCUUUGUGAACUGGCCAUAUGACAACUACUUUUUUAUCAACUUAUUAAGUUGGGGCACUAUAAUAGCUCUUGCUGAGUUUAGCAAUGUUUAUAAGCAUGUGUUAAACACAUAAUGUUUUAUGAGGAAAAAGGGAUAAAGAAAAGUAAUGUCACAGAUGAAUGUUUGAGUGCGUAGACGGCAUAAUGUAUGUAUGAUUUUUAUUUCUACACUGUUGAGCUUAUUUUCUGGUUUAAGGUUAAAAAAAAAAAGAGAUUUGUUGCAUGAGAAACUGUUUUAUUGUGUUCUGCACUUUCUGUUCCUUUUGUAUAACCUUGAUUUUUUUUUCAUUUAUGCAUAGAAAAGAAAAAUCAAUUUAGAAAUCUUCUACUCCACCAGGCGUUGUGUUCCGAUCCGUUGUUCUGAAGUUCGAUCUUAAUAAACAUUUCCGUAAGA
Molecule: messenger RNA, 9160 nt
Organism: Tyto alba (common barn owl)
Lineage: Eukaryota; Metazoa; Chordata; Aves; Strigiformes; Tytonidae
Gene: SLC45A4
Product: solute carrier family 45 member 4
Exons: 8
Coding region: 604-2967 (787 amino acids)
Biological process (GO): transmembrane transport
Cellular component (GO): membrane
Molecular function (GO): sucrose:proton symporter activity
Source: RefSeq, a predicted model, not a curated record